This is a messenger RNA of Malus domestica (apple), 2210 nucleotides long. RefSeq lists its product as uncharacterized. Gene Ontology annotation, molecular function: mRNA binding. Gene Ontology annotation, biological process: cytoplasmic stress granule assembly. Gene Ontology annotation, cellular component: cytoplasmic stress granule. The record is from RefSeq and is a predicted model, not a curated record. Lineage: Eukaryota; Viridiplantae; Streptophyta; Magnoliopsida; Rosales; Rosaceae.
AAAAAAGAAGGGAAUUUCUUAAAUAUUUGGUAUCAUUACAAAACAGGGACACAAGCGCAAAAGAAAGCGAUAUUCCUAUUUCGAAUUCCCUGGCGGCAGCUUCAUCAGAUCUCUUCCCCUUCCCCUCGUUAUCGAACCUCCAAAAUCUGACUGCAACCAGACACGGAGAAGGCCAAAACUUCCUCGGUUGGAUCGGAAAAAGACAGAGAAAAUAGAAAAAUGGGUUGCAGAAACAGAGAUUUCACAGACGACGAGACUGUCUCUUCGUCCUCUUCUUCUUCGCUAAGCGAGGCCUUGCUCUUUGCCACCAUGUGCAUCAUUGGCCUCCCAGUUGAUGUCCACGUCAAGGACGGUUCUGUGUAUUCUGGAAUCUUCUACACUGCCUCUGUGGAGACUGAGUACGGUAUUGUUUUGAAGAAAGCAAGGAUGACCAAAAAGGGGAAGAGUGAUGCUAAUGUGGGAAAUGGGGCACUGAUCGAGACUCUUGUGAUUCGCUCCAGUGACCUUGUCCAAGUUGUUGCUAUGGGAGUUUUGCUUCCAGCUGAUGGUAUUACUGGAAAUAUAGCUAGCGACGAAACUGAAGCUGUUAUGGAUACUGUUUCUUCUGAUGUGUGCUCAAAGAAUGAUGGAAAGAAGUCAAUUGAUUCUUCCACAAAUAAGAAGAAAAUGGAUGGUUUUAGGGGCCCAAUGCAAAAUGGAAAUGGCCUUGCUCAUGGUGUUGCCCCAAAGAGAGCUGUAAAGGAGCAUGAAGGGAGGAAAUUUCCACUGAAACAUGCUGUAAAUGCCCUGGAAGUUAAAAAUGGAAAAAUGGAUGGGAUAAACUUGUCAGAGAUUAAAGAAGCCCCUAAUGGGAGACAGGUUGAAGAUGAUGGGUCCUCAGGGAAACAGGAUGAUUUCAAACAGAAACAUGAGUUUUAUAGGGAAGAAAGUGCUGAUAAAGUUCAUGAUACAAAGAUCCCAUCCAAGUUAUUGCCUCACGGAGUAUCUCAUGAUCCUGCUACUGUAAUUGUUAAUACAGAAAAUCAAUGUUGUGAAAGGACAACUUCAGCAGACAUUUCAUCUGGUGUUGUUUCUUCAAGUGUCACAACUUCAUUGAAUCCGGCCGUGGAUGUUUCAUAUGGCCAUCUGGUGGCAACUUCAACUGAAAUGGUCCCUCCUCAAGGUUCAGAAUUUACUAGAAGCACCAAGGAAUUUAAGCUCAACCCAGGAGCAAAAACAUUCUCACCAUCGUUUACGAAGGCCACGACAUCAACCCCUCCCCCAUUGCCAACAGUGGGAAGCAUGGGUUAUCUACCAAACAACUCCCCCAUGGUACCUGUUGCUGCUGCUCAGCCAGGCGUUGGAUCAAAUCCUUUUGCAUCUCGUACCUCUCUACCUUUUAAGGUGGUCCCCAUUAAUAAUUUCACAAAUGGAAAUGGUGGCAGUGGCUCUCAAUUUUCACAACCUAUUGUUGGACACGUGGGGAGCAGGGCACAGACGCUUAGGUAUGCUGGUCAGUAUCCUGUCAGGCUGCACCUCCCUAUGUUCAUCCCAAUUCUCAAGCUGUUAUGGUUGGACGAUUCGGGCAGCUUGUAUACGUGCAUCCAGUUUCUCAAGAUUUGGUGCAGGGUGCAACGGCAAUCUCACCACUGUCUGCUCGUCCUGUGUUGACUCCACAUCAGGUCCAGUUUCCCAAGCACCAAGGAACUGCACCAAACCAAGCUUUUCAGCUCUGUGUUCCUCCACCGUUUAUGGCCACAGGACAGCAGCCUUUCCCCAAUACCAAGUCACAUCCCAUUUUUGCGACCUCCCUUCCCUUCUAAUCGUCUCAUUGAAGUCCCAGGAUCUAAUGAUCUUGUUCGCCCCAACCCCAGAUUUUGGUGAAAAUGUUUCUUCGACUAAUUACCUCCGCCAGGGGUUCUUUUUCCCAUAUUCAUAUUAUAGAUUUUGAAAAUUUUGGCCUUAAAUUCUUUCAACCUGCAUUCAUUCAUUGUGUUAUUUUCUGUACCUUAAAGUUGAGAGAACUUUUGCAAAAGGGUUUGCUAAAGGAAGGGAAGCUUACAUUGGUUUUUCGAAAUGUAGUGAACUUUUCCUGCACGAAAAGGGAGGGAGUUUCGUGGUUUUUGCUUCCAUUUGAACAAUUUUGGACAAUAGAGUGACUUGUAAAUUAUUCAAACAACCAAUGUUUGUAUUUCUUCGUUUGAUUUUGAAAUUUCACAUCCCUCUGCUGA